Suillus fuscotomentosus is the source of this 1680-nucleotide messenger RNA. RefSeq lists its product as uncharacterized. NCBI's taxonomy places the organism in Eukaryota, Fungi, Basidiomycota, Agaricomycetes, Boletales, Suillaceae. The transcript has 5 exons. Bases 1 to 1680 code for a protein of 559 amino acids. The record is from RefSeq and is a predicted model, not a curated record.
AUGGAUCUCUCAGAACAUCAAUGUCUUGCUGUCCAAUGUGCCCAAUCCAUCCUUAGCGAUGCUGGAUUGUCAGUGUCUGAUCUCGAUUACUCACCAACUACUAGCACCCGAUCCUUGACCCCUACAACUUCGAACACAUCUCCUGCUGCAUCGUCCAUCGCCCCGUUACCCAGCACUGAGCCCUCCCCAAUCGUUCAAGCUUCCAACUACAUUCCACCACCUGCGCUCGAACAUCCUCUCAGGGCAAUCAUGGAGUAUCCUGAAACUGGAUCAGUCAUGGGACAAGCAAUCGUGCACAUUUUCUCGAUAUCUGUGAACUACAUUACUCACAAGUUUGACAAUCCUAAAGCUUCAUUCCAGUACUCGUUUGGUGAUGGACAUGGAGGCCAGAAGAACGUUCUCUGCCAUUUGCUUCGAGAUAGCACUGAUGGCAAACCAGUUAAGUGCAACAGGAUUUCGAUGUCUUGUAAGGGCCUGAAGGCAUGUUCCUCCAACACUGACACAUUCAUCAAUGCCACCCAUUCAUACACCCACCGGGCACACAUCAGCGAACUUAUCACUCCUACCAGAGCAUUUUCUCCUGCUGAUGAUUCAGCAGAACGUGAAGUUUUCACCAAGACAUUUGCAUUUUUCUGUGCACUUAAGGUACAUGACUGUAGUUUCCAUACCAGCACUGAGUUCACAGAUUUCAACUUCGAGAAUGACUCAAACAUCGACCCUAAUGACUAUGAAUGUGCUCUUGUGACUCCCACCGCCAUAUCCUCGCGCUCUCCAAUGUCUUGUUUGGGCAACCUUAUCAUGCACACUGAUAAAUACAAUCAACGAUUCAUCCAAUGUGAACAUCGUUCACACGCUGACCAGGCACAUCUCAUCCUUUGGAACCUUCAAGAAUUCAAUAUCAAUUAUCUUCAAGCAUUGCUCGCCCACGACAUCACAGCAAUUGUUAUUCACGAAGAAUGUGCGGAACAUUGUGGUUACGGACCCCUGGUGCCUUGCGAUUUUGUUGCUUCACCAGUCGAGCACAAGCAAACAUGUGCUCAUUGGCACAGGAACUCAGCUGGCAUGUUGGAACGUGGUCGUCUCCUUAAAUGGGAGCACGACUGCCAGUCAAAAUUCAAUAUCUUUGUCCCUGUCAACCUCGUCACUGUACCCUGCAUCGCUAUUGUGUGUCGCAACCCACACUCUCACCCGCCACCCGCUCCAAUCAAAACACCACCUCCGCUCAUUGAUUUGUUCAGGUCGUUGCUAAUGGAUAUGGAUUGGGAGCUUGCUGAUGCAACUCCUAGACAUAUUCUAUGCGACUCUGGAUUCAUGCAGGGGCUAUGUAUGGCUUUGGGUUGGACACUGGACCACAGUCCAACUCUUGCCGACCUUCACCCAUCUCUAGCGAAUCUCGAUCAUGUGCACCGUCUCAUGUAUAAAUUCUGUCGUGACAAGUAUCCAAUGGGGACCGGCUUUCAAGGUGCAAAACUGCUCGUCGACAAGGAGAAUGAGCUGCCAUGUCAUGCGCGCUAUGUUUGGUGCGCAGAAACACACACUCUCCCUGGUGGUGUUGAUUUCCAUCUCAUUGUUUGUAUGAGUCCCUUGAUGUCGCGCCAUCUACUGCUCGCACGCCGUGUGUCGAUUGACACAUCAUUCAAGCGCUUGCAUGGCUGGCAAGAAUUUGAGAUUGAAGCAUGA